AUGUUAUCUACAACAGCAACGGCGGUAUCACCUUUGGCACCGGUACCCAGAUUCUCAAGAUUUGAUAAGAAGGUUUGCACACUAGGUAAAGGGAUAAGUGGGUAUGUUGAGUUGUAUAUGGAUAGGCACAAAGUGCCCUACGCGGUGAAAGUGUACCAUACCAAGGAGACUUUUGAAAGUAAAGACGAGUUUCGAAAACGAGUGCUCCAUGAACAUGCUAUGUUACUGAAUCUCUGCCAUAGAAAUAUCAUUACGGUUUACAAAUACCAAAAGCUGAAGUUGGGGUCUAAGGUGAAAUUGUAUAUGGAGGCAGGAACUGAACAUUUGUCAAAAUUGCUAAAAACCACUGCAUCUCAUAGUGUUGAUGAAUUGUUGUGUAUCUGGAAACAAUUAUGCCAGGGAGUGCAGUAUCUCCACUCUUUAAAUAUAUGUCACCGGGAUUUGAAGUUGGAGAAUUUGGUGUUUGACUUGGACUUUCGGCAUUUGAAAAUUAUAGAUUUCGCUACUGCAGAGGAAGUAACUUUGAAACAGGGACAAUCGAUUGGAUUGGUUGGCUCAGAAAAGUAUGCUGCGCCAGAGACAUUUGCAAGCUUGAAAUAUGAUGGCAAAGCAACGGAUAUUUGGUCCAUUGGAAUCAUCUUGUAUUUCUUUCUCAAGGACGAAUUCCCAUGGGAGCUGGCUCGACAUAACAAUCAGAAAUUCAAAAGUUACUCGGAAACUCAACUGAUGGAAAUGCCAAUAAGUCAAAUUUUGGCAAUCAACUCGAAACAGAGAUUGAGUAUAUCGGCGAUUAUGCAAGACCCAUGGUUCGAGCUGAUCCAUUCCUGUGGCAACAAUACAAACUGUGGCAUUAUACAUAAACUUACCUUCUCGAUCGACACUAUUAACACUAUCGAGCGACACUAUCGAGCGAAGCGAGAUAGUGGAGCAGCACUGACUGCCACCGACACUGUCGACACUAUUGACACUAUCGACACUAUCGAGCGAAGCGAGAUAGUGGAGCAUCAGUAG
This is a messenger RNA of Lodderomyces oxycetoniae, 1011 nucleotides long. RefSeq names its product Prr2p (gene PRR2). Bases 1 to 1011 code for a protein of 336 amino acids. The transcript has a single exon. Lineage: Eukaryota; Fungi; Ascomycota; Pichiomycetes; Serinales; Debaryomycetaceae. Gene Ontology annotation, cellular component: cytosol. Gene Ontology annotation, biological process: intracellular signal transduction; protein phosphorylation. Gene Ontology annotation, molecular function: protein serine/threonine kinase activity; ATP binding. The record is from RefSeq and is a predicted model, not a curated record.